Cladocopium goreaui is the source of this 1716-nucleotide messenger RNA. Lineage: Eukaryota; Dinophyceae; Suessiales; Symbiodiniaceae. The record is from the annotation of a GenBank genome assembly.
AUGGCUCUGGUGCGUCGCCAGCGCGCUUACUGCCUCUCCCUGCCGCAGCGGCCAGAGCGCUUCGCACGGGCGGAAGCAGCGCUGAAGGAAGCCUUGGAGCCUCUAAUCGAGCUUGAGAUGUUCCCAGGAAUCUACGGAAAUGACUUCCGGCAUCUGUUGCCGGACUUGGACGCCCUGGAAGAAAGCCUGGGAUGUAAGUUGUACCGCCAGUGGCCAAUCUGCGAGGUGGAGGAUGUCCUGCGCAUGCGGCCAGAUCUGGCGGAGCUGCCGGAGUGGAAGAUAUGGGAGAGCUACAUCAGUUGGCACAAGUGUUGGAUCUCGGAUCGUGCCAGCAACUACAUUGACUUCUACAAUCGCCACUUGAAGCUUGGAGAAGUGGCCGCGUGUGUGGGGCACUUCCGACUUUGGCAAAAAGCCAUGGAGGAUGACGUUGAUCUUUGUUUGAUCUUUGAAGAUGAUGCCCGCUUGGCUGGGAGAGAUGCCGUUGAGCAGAUCCUCUGCGAAUUCCAGGUGUUGGAGGAGCAAAACUUCAACUGGGAUCUGAUCUACUUGCACUCGGCGCUCUAUUCCAAGAGUGAAGAGCCUUUGGUCCAACCGGGACUCAGUCGCUUGUGCUUGGCCGGGCACCGCAAGUGGGCGGGCGCCUAUGCGCUGAGUCGCCGGGGCCUGGAGAAGUUGACAAAAAGCGGCUACGACACGUGCAUUUUUCCCGUGGACGACUUCUUGCCAGCCUUACACUCCUUCCAUCCACGUCCAGACAUCCGAAGCCUUCCCUGUGUUGACACGGACACGACUUUCGUCGCCUUGACCUUUCCACAGGAAGCUGCUUUGAUCCAGGUGGAGGAUCGAGGAUCGGUAAGCAAGUUCUCCACUGUGAUCCUGGGGGACUUAGGAGCCUCCAUUGGAGAAGAGGAGGAUCUGGCAGCGCUCCGCAUGACCUUGGAGGAAGCCACCAAGCGAGAGUUGCUGGUGGAGGACGUGAGUAGCAACGAUGGACUGGCGAAGGCUGCUGCCAUCAUGCAGAAGCAGGGCUUUGUCUUGGUGCAGCUGCCAGAGUGUCAGGAGAUCUUUGAGGCGGCGGAGAAGCUUUGGCAGAGCUUCUUUCUUCAAGAGGACAAGGCUUCCUACAGCGGCCUCGAACAACCCCACUGCACUGACCUGCCAUUGGCAGAUGCGGGCUAUACCUUGCAGAACGCGCGGGAACAUUUUCACGUGGUGCUGGGUCUUGCCGCUCAGCAGCGCUGGCCGUGGGAUCCGUCGCAGGCCACUGCGCCGCUGAUGGCCGCGCUGCAAGGGCUUUGCCAAAGACUACUGCGAGAGCUGCCGAAGGGGGACGAGUUGGAGGCGGCCUGGCAGCGGGAGACAGAUCUCACUGGAGACGCAUCCGUCUUUGACAUUUUUCAUUACUUUCCAAUGCAGCAAAGCGAAGCAGGUCUGGCUAUGGCGGCUCACACGGACCCGGGGCUCUUCACUGCGAAGUUUCUGAGUGAAAGCUGUGGCUUGGAGCUAUUGGAUGUGCAUGGAGAUUGGUUGGCCAUCGAGGAGCUUCGAGGAGCUUCGGGGUCGGGCCACUGGGUUCUGGUUUUGGCAGCCGAUCUCCUAGAGCGUUGGACGCACGGUGCUGUGUGCAGCUGUCGCCAUCGCGUACGCGGCCCCGCGCAGUCUGCCGGGCGCCUGUCUUUGGUUUACGACGCUUGGGCCUGGGGACUGGGAUGA